This is a messenger RNA of Elaeis guineensis (African oil palm), 2929 nucleotides long. RefSeq names its product E3 ubiquitin-protein ligase At1g12760. NCBI's taxonomy places the organism in Eukaryota, Viridiplantae, Streptophyta, Magnoliopsida, Arecales, Arecaceae. The record is from RefSeq and is a predicted model, not a curated record.
ACGGCUCUUGUAAGCAACGGAGACAUCGAUAGCGGGUUCCCCAAAAAUUCCGACGGCAAGAGAAGCUCAGGGUACAAAAAAGGGGGCGCCGAGGGGAAACGAAGGGGAAAUUCCAACGGAUUCUCUCCCCAAUUUAAAUAGAGGGCCAACAGGUGGUGAGAUUUGGUACGUUCUCCUCCGAUUUCUCCCACACUUUCGUCCCUUUAAUCGCGAGAAACCCUCCUCCUGCUCCGCCUCAAAUCUCAGGGUUUUGCCCCUCUUCGUGUCCGGAUUCGAUUCGAUUCGAUUCGAUUCCCCGACCGAAUCCGGCUGCAGUUGGUUGGAAUACGCUUGCAAUUCUUGUUUUCUUGAAGAUUUGUUUGCGGGAGCUGUUGGUACCCCUUAGUUUCUUUGUAAUUCAGGUUGGAUUGACUCGACUUGAAUUGCUAUUCAUAGAAGAAGAAAAUCCAGAAAAAAAAAGUUUGUUCUCCUUUAAGAUUGCAUAGUUUGCUUGAUGGAGUUCUUUAGAGGUGGUUCUUUCAAACUUCAAAGCAUCUCUAUCUAUUGUUAAGGUGAAGUGGUGGAUUUAUUUGUUGUGGCCAGUGCUGUUAUCAAGUUUUAUACAAGACAAAUUUUAGCUUCUCAGAAAAAGGUAACAAAAGCAUAGGAAAGUGGCACGUCACCACUUUUCUAUGCUAUUUUUCAUGUCAUAUUUAUUGGUGGAUGUUGAUGGCUGUUCCUCCUUUGGAGCCAUACAGUGAAGGCCAAACUGACAGACAUCCUUUGCUGAUGGAGCAACCAGCUAACACUAAUGAACAUGAACACAUAAUCGAUAUAUCAAGGGGUGGUUCUGCUUCCACAUCACAAUCUCAUGGGUAUGACCAAAACGACUUGGAUGAAUUGCAUCAUGAAGAUUGGCCUUCAACAAGCCCACCAGCUCUGGUCUCUGAAACAUCUGCAGUGUCGCCUACGGUACCUAAUUCAAGAAAUGCAUCAUUGACUAGAAGUGAUAAUUAUGGUCGCCGUCGUAGAAGCCCUCUGAAUUCUGGUUUGUGGAUUUCGAUUGAGCUUGUUGUUAAUGUGAGCCAAAUUAUUGCAGCUAUCAUAGUUCUCUCCUUGUCAAGACAUGAGCAUCCAAGAGCUCCAUUGUUUGCAUGGAUCGUAGGUUAUACAGCAGGCUGUGUUGCUACUCUUCCUCAUCUUUAUUGGCGUUACAUUUAUCGCAACAGACACAGCUCUGAGCAAGAUUCCGCUAAUUCACUUCAGAAUUCUUCUCAGAACAUCCGUCCUGAAUCUACUCCUUAUACAUCCAUUUCUAUUACUCAACCCUCAGAAGGUGAAAAUGACCAUAGCAGUGCUCCUGUCUCACACGGGCAAAGUAUCCUAACUGCAAGUCCAAGGAUAAAUGCUUUAGUUGACCAUUUCAAGAUGGCCUUAGAUUGCUUCUUUGCUGUGUGGUUUGUUGUUGGAAAUGUGUGGAUAUUUGGUGGGCGCUCAUCUUCUCAUGAUGCUCCUAACCUGUACGGGUUAUGUAUUGUUUUCCUUACGUUCAGCUGUAUUGGGUAUGCUAUGCCAUUCAUUCUUUGUGCUAUGAUAUGUUGCUGCUUGCCUUGCAUUAUAUCUAUCAUGGGCUUUAGAGAGGAUAUGAGUCACAACAGAGGUGCUACCUCAGAAUCAAUUAAUGCACUACCAACCUACAAGUUCAAAUUAAAGCGACUGCAAAAUGGAGAUGAGAGUGAAAUUAACUCAGAAAAUCAAGGCAAUGGUGGGAUCCUGGCUGCUGGUACCGACAAGGAGCGCAUGAUUUCUGCAGAGGAUGCUGUUUGUUGCAUCUGCCUGGCAAAUUAUGUAAAUAAUGAUGAGCUCCGUGAGCUUCCAUGUACCCACCAUUUCCACAUGGAAUGUGUGGACAAAUGGCUAAAGAUAAACGCAUUGUGCCCCCUAUGCAAGUCUGAAGUAGGGAGCUCCACAGACUCUUCAGGGACAGACUCCGGAUAUCAUCACGGUGACAGGAGGGUGGGGAAUAGUGCGGAGCCGCAACAAGGAUUGCAGUAGAUGAUUCUGCUUUGUGAUUUCCAACUGACUGUGUGGAACUGAAAAUUCUUCUCUGCAAGCCUGCACCAUAUGCCGAUGUAUGUGUCAAUGGGUAUAUGGUGAAUGGAUCCUGGCGAUAGCCACAACAUUUUUCAACCAUUGCUUUGGUGGUGGUGGUUGUAGCUUUUACAUCUAUACAUGUCAGCAAAUGUUUUUCACAGAUCGUGAGAUAGGAGGAAUGCUGAAUCGCCCCUCCAUUUAUGCAGGAUUGUUUAUGAGCUACAUUCCGAAGACACCUUUUGCAAGGUUGACUGACAUUUUCAUUCUGAAAUCACUAGUUACAGUUGGUUGUCGGUUCAAUCCAUUUGAAAACAGUUAUUGCUUCCUAAGCAUCAAGAAAGGGUUCAGAAAUAAUGACAGUAAGCCAGAAAUGCACGAAGAGACAAACUGGUUGGCCGUAAAUCGGUAUAUGCUUCUAUUGUAGCUCAAAGAACAGAUGUCAGGAUGACAUUGGAGAAUCAGCAUAAUUUAUUCCCUUAGCUUGUUACUGGAGAUGCUGGUGAAAUUGUGCUUCAACUUUUCCAGCAUGGAAUCGGAGAGAUGGUAUCGGUGUCAUUUCUGUGCAGCUAUUUUCGAAUAUAUGGCCAUUAUGUUUGCUGAAGUUGUUGAGAUUUGCAUUACGUGAAGAAUAUGCUAUUGGAGCAAUGGGAAGUCUUCUUCCAAAAUCUCAUAUUGCUUUAUUGUUUACUGGAAACAAAAUGCACCUCAGUUUUCUUACUUCUUUUUGAGUUUGGAAUGGACUAUAACUCUAUUUUCUUCGGAAUAUUUUCAACACUCCAUCAAGGGCAAUGCUGUUGUUGUAUGUAUUAAAAGCUUGACAAUCAAAGUGACAGGAAAAAGACUAUAACAUAUAUAA